AUGAAAGUAUUGGGAAUUUGUAUUGUAGUUACAUUAGUAUUCAGUGGAAUAAAUUGUGUAAAAAAUAAGAAAGUUAAAUGUUAUCGAUGUACCGAUUGUCCUAAUCCAUUCGAUAAAACUCAAAUAACUGAAUUAGCUAAUUGUAAUUUUUGUCGAACGGUUUACACUUAUCGUGAUGAAGAUAAUUAUAGAAUUGCAAAAGAUUGUGUAGCAAGUUGUGUUCCACAAGAUCGUCGUGGUGGUAAAGCUGGCCUAGUAACUGAAUGUUGUGAUGAAGAUUAUUGUAAUGCAUCACCUAAACAUUAUUCUAUUUCAUUUUUAUUAAUUACCAGUUUUACAAUUUUCAUUAUAUAUGCUAAUAAAUUCAUAUAUUGAAUCAUUACCUCUCUCUCUCGCUCUCGCUCUCGCUCUCUUGCUCGCUCGUUCUCUCACUCAUUUCACUUAUUUUUAAUUCCCAUUUUUUCUUUAAAAAAAAAUGUUUUUUCUCUUGGCUUAAUAGUAUCUAACUCUCGUUUUUUUAACCAAUAGGAAUCUAUAGAUGUCAUUGUUGUUUUUGUGUUCUAUUCUUCUUAAUCUAUAUUAUAUCCCUAAAUAUAAAAUGGAUCAAUAAACAGGAGAUCAUUAUAGUUGCUAUGCAUUAUAUCCAUGUCUAUAUCUAUAUCUAUCUAUCUAUAUAUAUACAUAUAUAUCAGUAUAAUGACAAGUAUUUUGUGUAAUAACCUUUCUGAAUACAAUUGUUGUAAUUAUCAAUUACAAAUUGUAGUUUCUUGUUAUUGAACCUUGUGAUUCUGACAAUACGAUUACUAUUAUUAUUAUUAUGAUGAUGAUGAUGAUGGUGAUUAUUGCUAUUAAACCCUUAAGAUUAUGUUUUGUUCCUUAUCUAAUCAAUCUUAACAGUGUGUUGUGUUUCAUUUCAAAGUAAACUUUAUAACCAACUUAUUGAAUGAUUAUUGUUAUGGUUGUAAGUGAGUAGGUUGUAAUUUUGUCAUGGGUUAUUCUUAAUAAGAAGGAAUAGAUAAAGCAUAUUCUUUAUAUUAUUUUUGUCUUGUUCUCCCGUUCUCGCUUGUUAUAUCUUUGUGUGUAUGUUUGUUUGUUUGUUUUAAUCAAACCUUUAUUAGAUUGAGUUUAUAAUUAAGCUUCAAUUUUGGAUUUUGUAUGGAUUAUUGAUUUUUAUGUUGUAUACUAUUCACAGA
This is a messenger RNA of Schistosoma bovis, 1193 nucleotides long. The record is from the annotation of a GenBank genome assembly. NCBI's taxonomy places the organism in Eukaryota, Metazoa, Platyhelminthes, Trematoda, Strigeidida, Schistosomatidae.